Molecule: messenger RNA, 828 nt
Organism: Pseudovirgaria hyperparasitica
Lineage: Eukaryota; Fungi; Ascomycota; Dothideomycetes; Acrospermales; Acrospermaceae
Exons: 2
Coding region: 1-828 (275 amino acids)
Source: RefSeq, a predicted model, not a curated record
AUGUCUCCCAUGCGCCUGGAAUUCAUCGUCCCGGUUGCCUGUAUCGUUAUGAUGGGCCUUCUUGGUGUCGUACAACUCGGAUUGAACGCAGAUGUGCUAGCAUGGAGCGACCGGAACGAGGACGAUAGAUAUUUGCGAGUGAAAGUCCGCACCUCUCGAAACGGAUGGUACUCCUCGGUAGUCAUUGCGUUUCGCGCCAUACCAGACUCGUACAGUGGAACUAGCAGUGGCUUGAUAUUUUGGAGCUCGAUCGGGGCCAUCGUCGACACAGUCCUCCUUUUGGUUCUAACUCUGAGAAAGAGGUCGUUUAUCGUUGAGCGGUCAGAUAGUGAUAAAAAUGUCUCACACCGCUCUCUACCCAUUAAACCGAUCGUGUACACUAUACUGACAGUAGUCUUCCUCCGCCCACUUAUUGUCCUUCUGUAUAUCUUCAUCUAUCACUACACUCAGGCUACUCGUACACUGGCGUACCUCGAUCUAUACAACCUAUCAAACACUCACUAUCCCGCCUCUGAGGGGACAUUCACGCCAGAAACAUGGUUCUGUGGUAUCCGGUCACAUGUUGCCACUGUGUACCCCUACGGACACCAUGAGAGGAAUGAGUUAAGCAGACUCUGCAAUGAGGCGAGGACGACUCGUUGGAUCUUGCUUCCAAUGCUGGUCGUCAGUAUGCUGGUGGUUUUUGGUGUGCUAUGGAUGCAAAGAUCGGCAAGUGCCAGGGCAGCCAGAAAUGAUGGAGAAGCGGUGGAUGUGCACAGAGAUAGGAGGACAAGUGACGCGGACACAAUGAAGGAGCGUUCAGAGGACCUUGAGCAUGGAACUGAAUAA